Messenger RNA from Synchiropus splendidus (mandarinfish), 1933 nucleotides. RefSeq names its product Kruppel-like factor 15 (gene klf15). Gene Ontology annotation, biological process: regulation of transcription by RNA polymerase II. Bases 274 to 1881 code for a protein of 535 amino acids. The transcript is spliced from 3 exons. Gene Ontology annotation, molecular function: DNA-binding transcription factor activity, RNA polymerase II-specific; RNA polymerase II cis-regulatory region sequence-specific DNA binding. The record is from RefSeq and is a predicted model, not a curated record. NCBI's taxonomy places the organism in Eukaryota, Metazoa, Chordata, Actinopteri, Syngnathiformes, Callionymidae.
UCAUGUGACGUUUCCCACCGUGGAUUCUCUGCGUGCGUGUGUUUGCGGGACAGAGAGCGAGCGAGACGAGGACGGCGUACAGCUAUGCGCGGAUCGUGUUGUGGAUUGAUACGGCCAUUACGCACGAGUGCGCGCUGACUGCAACUUAAAGAGGAGAGCGAUUGUUCAAGAAGCGGAACCCGACUUCCUCGCUUUAUCAGGAAGAAGCGGCCAUCUGUACCAGGACAAAACUCAAGUCGAUCUUUAGAGCAGAGCAGAUUCACCCGCACAGGAAUGGUGGAUCACUUGCCGCUUGGUGAGGAAACCUUCCUGUACCAUUCCAGCUCACCUGAUUAUAACUGCCUGUGCUGCCACGCCAAUGGCGGCGUGUCGCCGGGCGUCAUGGUGACAGACAGUUGCUACCACCACCCUCACCCCUACCAGGGGGUGACGCUUUCCCUGUCCCCUCGCCUGUCCGAGGAUGAGCGCAGCAUCUCUUCCAGCCCUCAGUCCUCCUUUUGCUCCAGCCCGGAAUCCGUGUCUCCGACGCCUCUGCGGCACGGAAGCUUUGAGAGCCGCUGCAGCCGGAGCAGUGAAAGCUCAUCGGGAGGAGAAAGUCAAGACAGCCUGCUCGACCUCCUCCUCUCUCAGAACACCUCACUAAACUGCACCACCAGCAGUAGCAGCCCUCUAACCUCGCCCCCGUGCAUGUCGUCCCCAUCAUCUUCCCAGUCCUCUCUUCUACCGAUGGGUUUAGACUGGGAGUCCAAGAGGGAACAGAGGCUCAGUCUCCUCCAGCAGCAAACCAAAGAGGACGGCUACGAGUUCCCGGUCUUUCUGGACGAGCUGCAGCAUCCGGCUGCCCUUCUGUUUCAGCCCACCCUGGAGGAGAUCGAGGAGUUCCUGGAGGAGAACAUGAUCGCUGCUGCAACACAGAAAGAAGAGGAGGAAAGUGAUGUGGAAAUGUCGCCGGCGCCACAGGAAGUAGAGGCCGACAGCGCAAGUCCAAUAGCAAGAGUUGGGAUGCAGAACUCAGAUCAAACGGUGCCUGUGGCUCCUUCUCCACAGUCCUUCUCCGCUGAGACCAAACAUGCAGCGGGUGUUUCUGCUCUGGACAGCUCCUCGACGGUGGAUCUCGAUUGCAUUGACAGUUCGACUGCGGGUGACGGGAUCAAACAGGAAGAGGGAGCGUCUCCUGCAGCCGCAUCACAAGGCGCUGCCGCUGCCACCGGGGUGCCUGUCAUCCUGCAAAUCCAGCCCAUACAAAUCAAACAAGAGCCAAACCCCAGUGCCAUAUCAGACGCCAAGGAAUCCCAACAGCAGAAGUCCCUAUCUCAGGCAGGAUCGGACAUCAAAAUCGCCCAGCUCCUGCUCAACAUCCAGGGCCAGACCUUCACCUUGGUGCCUCAGCUGCUGUCCCCAGCAAACAUCGGCAGCGCAAGCAAAUCCGGGAGCGUGGCCUCGUCCAAAUUCGUCCGCAUCGCCCCUGUGCCCAUUGCCGCCAAACCCAUUGGGAUCGGAGAAGGCGGGCUGGGCGACGGGUCGGCGGCUGGAGUCCUAACGGCGGGUCAGAGGUACCAGAAAAGCGCCGUGGCGGACCUCAUUAAAAUGCACAAGUGCUCGUUCCCGGGCUGCAAUAAGAUGUAUACAAAGAGCAGCCACCUGAAGGCUCACUUGAGGAGGCACACGGGGGAGAAGCCUUUCGCCUGCACGUGGGCCGGCUGUGGAUGGAGGUUCUCCCGCUCGGACGAGCUGUCCCGACACCGGCGCUCCCACUCCGGAGUCAAACCAUACCAGUGCAUCGUCUGUGAGAAGAAGUUCGCGCGGAGCGAUCACCUGUCCAAACACCUCAAAGUCCACCGCUUUCCACGAAGCAGCAGAACGGGACGAUCUGCCAACUGACCCUCGUGACCUCGCUGUGACAGACUAAGCGGAGGGAGGGAAGGGGUCGGGU